Molecule: messenger RNA, 1529 nt
Organism: Durio zibethinus
Lineage: Eukaryota; Viridiplantae; Streptophyta; Magnoliopsida; Malvales; Malvaceae
Product: heptahelical transmembrane protein 2-like
Biological process (GO): response to hormone
Cellular component (GO): membrane
Molecular function (GO): signaling receptor activity
Source: RefSeq, a predicted model, not a curated record
ACCAAUAGGUUAAUGCCACGUAGCAAACCUAAAUUUUUUAAAAGCAAAAAAUAAAAAGAAUUUCCGCGUUUUCCUUUUUUCUUUGGUUUUCCUAUAUAUACGUAAACAGAAUUGCCGUUAGGCCUAAAAAUAUCUCCCCAGGAAAGAAAGCCUAGUUUAUAUUUCUUCGUCGGAAAAAACAUCGGAGGCGUUUCUCCGACGAGGCGUUUGGAAGUAACUUUCAAGCAACAUGCAAAACCAUGAACAUCAUCAUCGUCAUCGAAAACUUGAGGCGGUGAAGAAUGAUGAUAAGCAACUCGAGCGAGUUGACUCAGCUGAAGAAGACAAAGAGAAGAAGCAGAGAUUCAAGAGCAAAUUGGUGAAGUACGAAGAAUUACCGGAGUAUUUGAAGGAUAAUGAGUUCAUUUUGGAUUAUUACCGAUGUGAAUGGCCAUUGAGGGACAUUUUGCUUAGCGUUUUCUCAUGGCACAACGAAACGCUAAACAUCUGGACGCAUUUGGGAGGGUUUUUAAUAUUCGUUGGAUUAACGGUGAUGAGUUCCAUGGAGGAGUUUGGAGGUAGAGGCUUGAUCUCCAGUUUUUCCAGAGCUCAAGUAUCAGGACCGUCGAUGAUGAUGAUGAAGAAUGAUGUUAACGCCUCUGAUAAUAAUCACAGUAUCGUUUCGGAUUCACACUUCAGGCAGAUUUCUCCGCCACCUCUCUUUGAAUUGCAGAAAGAAGAUGGCUAUAAACCUAUUCCAAAAUGGCCCUGGUUUGUUUUCUUGUUUGGUGCUAUGGGCUGCUUGAUUUGCAGCUCGGUCUCACACCUCUUUGCUUGCCACUCCAGACGCUUUAACCUCUUCUUCUGGCGCCUAGACUAUGCCGGCAUCUCUCUUAUGAUAGUCUGCUCCUUCUUUGCCCCUAUCUACUAUGCCUUCUUCUGCCACCCAUAUCCACGUCUCUUUUAUCUCGCAUCCAUAACAGUGCUCGGAAUCCUUGCCAUCAUCACUCUGCUUGCACCUGUUUUCACAGCACCCCGUUUCCGAUCCUUUCGAGCUUCCUUGUUCCUUACAAUGGGCUUCUCAGGAGUGAUCCCAGCGGCACAUGCAGUUGCCUUGCACUGGGGCCAUCCGCAUAUAUUUGUAUCCCUUGGAUAUGAGCUAGCGAUGGCCUUCCUAUAUGCUGCAGGAGCUGCAGUUUACACUAGCAGAAUACCAGAGCGGUGGAAGCCUGGUGCAUUUGAUAUUGCAGGUCACAGCCAUCAGAUAUUUCAUGUAUUUGUUGUUCUCGGGGCACUUGCUCAUUGUGUUGCCACGCUAGUGAUUAUGGAUUUUCGCCAGGUAUCAGCAACCUGCGUGUGUUAGGGCAUUCUACAUUUUAGGUAGACAAUGCUAGUAAUGAGAGAUUUCCUCAUUGUUUCUCCCGUUGUUUGGCUUAUUGUAUCACUUCCACGAACAUCAUUUUCUUCAGAAAGUGAGAGAAGUUCAGGUUGUUGUAUUGAUGACAUUCAAAAUCAUAUUUGAUUGCUCAUACUGACUUUGGAACUCAAAA